Pecten maximus is the source of this 1585-nucleotide messenger RNA. Its product is annotated as cytochrome b5 reductase 4-like. The transcript is spliced from 6 exons. Bases 68 to 871 code for a protein of 267 amino acids. Gene Ontology annotation, cellular component: mitochondrion. Lineage: Eukaryota; Metazoa; Mollusca; Bivalvia; Pectinida; Pectinidae. Gene Ontology annotation, molecular function: oxidoreductase activity; FAD binding. The record is from RefSeq and is a predicted model, not a curated record.
UGCUGCCAUGUGGAAUCUGUAGUUCCUAUAAACCAUGUAAUUGUUGUUCCCUAGGUCUGGUGUAUAGAUGUUGCCAUGUGGAAUCUGUUGUUCCUAUAAACCAUGUAAUUGUUGUUCCCUAGGUCUGGUGUAUAGAUGCUGCCAUGUGGAAUCUGUUGUUCCUAUAAACCAUGACACCAAGCUGUUAUGUGUUAGUCUGCCUCCUGGUACCUGUAUGUGUGUACCUGUCGGUUAUCACGUACAUAUACGUCACGAAGUGGAGGGUGUGAUGGUAGAUCGUAGUUACACCCUUGUUCACCCCUCACUUGGGUCACCAGACACUGACCAUCGGCUAUCACAAGGCAAAGUGUUCUACUUGAUGAUCAAGAUUUACAAAAACGGAGCUUUGACUCCAUGGAUAGACUCAUUAAAGCCAGGUGAUACUAUAGAAGUCAGCCAGUAUGACGGAAACUUUAAUGAAAGUCGCCUAGCAGGACAAGGUGACCUCAUCAUGUAUGCUGCUGGAACAGGCUUCACACCGAUGGUUGGCCUCAUCAACCACUGUAUAUCACAGAACACCGAUAGGAAGGUGAAAUUAAUGUUUUUCAAUAAGACUGAAGAUGAUAUAUUAUGGAGGGAACACCUAGACAGCAUAUCAGUCAAACAUGAAUGGUUUACUGUACAGUAUGUACUAUCAGAACCAGGAAGUAAUUGGAAAGGGCCUCAGGGACGGAUCAGGCCAGAUCUGAUGGAGAGUUUUAGUCCACACUCAGACGGAAAAACUGAUGAUCUUAUAUGUGCUUGUGGUCCUACCCCUUUCACCAAAACAGUCAUACAAUUAGCUAAAGACAUAGGAUACGGUGAUGAUAACCUGCACGCCUUUCUAGGAUAAUAGCGUGUUAGCAAACUCAGCAGAAUUAAUUUGUAUCUGGAUUAGAUACCUUCAUGUAGAUAGUCCUCAAGAAUGUUGUCACACAUAGCCUAGUGGUAGUCGACAAAGAGUCUACUGAAGAGUUUACCUGGAUACUCUACAGGAGAGUUUACCUGGAUACUCUACAGGAGAUUUUACCUGUACAGUCUACAGGAGAGUUUACCUGGAUACUCUACAGGAGAGUUUACCUGGAUACUCUACAGGAGAUUUUACCUGUACAGUCUACAGGAGAGUUUACCUGGAUACUCUACAGGAGAGUUUACCUGGAUACUCUACAGGAGAUUUUACCUGUACAGUCUACAGGAGAGUUUACCUGGAUACUCUACUAAAGAGUUUACCUGGAUACUCUACAGGAGAGUUUACCUGGAUACUCUACAGGAGAUUUUACCUGUACAGUCUACAGGAGAGUUUACCUGGAUACUCUACAGGAGAUUUUACCUGUACAGUCUACAGGAGAGUUUACCUGUACAGUCUACAAGAGAGUUUACCUGGAUACUCUACAGGAGAUUUUACCUGUACAGUCUACAGGAGAGUUUACCUGGAUACUCUACAGGAGAUUUUACCUGGAUACUCUACAGGAGAUUUUACCUGUACAGUCUAAAGGAGAGUUUACCUGUACAGUCUAAAGGAGAUUUUACCUGUACUGUCUAAAGGAGAGUUUACCUGUACAGUCUA